This is a messenger RNA of Salvelinus namaycush (lake trout), 1800 nucleotides long. Its product is annotated as MAGUK p55 subfamily member 7-like. The coding region runs from base 1 to 1800 and encodes 599 amino acids. NCBI's taxonomy places the organism in Eukaryota, Metazoa, Chordata, Actinopteri, Salmoniformes, Salmonidae. Gene Ontology annotation, biological process: protein localization to adherens junction. Gene Ontology annotation, cellular component: plasma membrane; cell-cell junction. The transcript is spliced from 16 exons. The record is from RefSeq and is a predicted model, not a curated record. Gene Ontology annotation, molecular function: protein binding.
AUGGAAGAGGUUCUUCGCAGUGUGCAACAUCUCAAAGAACAUACACUGGGUCGACUGGAUGUAGAGUGUGUGUUUGAACUGCUGUCCUUGGUGAUCUCUGGGAUGAAAUCUAUAAUGGACAGAAAUGAGGACUUUACGUUUCUUAAAAGCAUGAUCAUGGAAAGGAGAUUCCAUCUACUGGUCAAGAUCCACGCGAGGUUGAGGCGGUUUGGAUCAAGGAAUCCUGUCCCGGUCCGGGAUAAUGCAAAGAGUCUGGCCUGUAACUUGGCUGAGGAGCUGUGGACUCAAGUGGCUAGUGCGGAAUGUUCAGAGUUGAUCAGCCUGCUGUCCAACCCGCACAUCAAGGGCCUUCUCUCUGUUCACGACAUAGUAGCACAGAAAGGUUAUGACCCCGAGCUGCCACCCCUACCUGAUAACAUCGAAGAAGAGGAUGAGGACUCUGUGAAGAUUAUAAGCCUGUUCAAAAGCCAGGAGCCACUGGGGGCCACCAUAAAGAGAGAUGAAUCCACUGGAGCUAUAGUUGUAGCAAGGAUCAUGAGAGGGGGUGCUGCAGACAGAAGUGGUCUGAUUCAUGAGGGCGAUGAGCUAAGGGAAGUCAAUGGAGUCCAAAUGGAGGAUAAGACACCGGAGGAAAUCAUUCCUAUUAUGGCUCAAUCGCAGGGAGAGGUGACGUUUAAAGUGAUACCGGUACCUGGCAUCAAGGAAGAGCUGUCAGCCAAUGAGACUAUGUUAUUUGUGCGGUCGCUCUUUGACUACAAUCCUGAGGAGGACCCUGCCAUCCCCUGCAGACAGGCAGGGCUGGGCUUCAAGAGGGGGGACAUCCUUCAGAUCGUUAACCAGGAGGACGACACCUGGUGGCAAGCCUGUCGUCAUGGUGACAGCAACUCCCGAGCAGGACUCAUCCCCUCCAGGCAACUUCAGGAGAGGAGAGUCGCUCUCCAGCGGCCCAAAGCCUUAUUUAAACCUCAGAGAGUCCCCAAAAAAGUGACAGCUGGUCUGAGAAGGAGUUUCCGGCUGGGCAGGAGGGGCGGUAGGAGUGGGAGUGUUGAGUCUAAAAGGAAGAGCCAGGAGAUGGGAGGAGCCACACAGACACCCACCUACCUGGAGGUGGCCCCAUACUGCAGGGACCCCAAAGAGGGACGUCGGCUGGUCCUGCUGGUUGGUCCCAGUGGAGUUGGGCUGAGUGAGAUGAAGAGGAGACUCCUGCUCUCUGACCCUGACCACUAUGGUGUCACUGUUCCACACACCACCAGAGAGAAGAGGAAGCAGGAGAAAGAUGGGGUAGAGUACCACUUUGUCUCAAGGCAGACGUUUGAAAUGGACAUCGUCAACCACAAGUUUUUAGAGUAUGGGGAUCACAGAGGGAACUACUACGGGACCAGUCUGGAGUCGGUGCACAAGGUCAUAGGGGAGGACAAGGUGUGCCUACUGGAUGUGCAGCCUCAUACUGUACAGCGCUUACACACAACCGAGUUCAAACCAUGUGUUGUUUUUGUGAAGCCACCAUCGAUUCAGGAGCUACGUUUUAGCCGAAGGAAAGCUACAUUCAUUGCCACCCAAGAUAUGACGAAACUGACAAAGACAUUUUCGGAAGAGGACUUUGAAGAUAUGAUUAGCGCAGCAGAAGCCAUGGAUAGCCAAUACGGCCACCUGUUUGAGAUGGUCGUCGUCAAUGGCGAUUUCGCCGUGGCAUUCAACAAACUGAGGGCGGAGCUGGAAAAGCUUGAGACGGAGGCGCCUCAGUGGAUUCCUGUGGAGUGGACCAGUCACACCGAACAGAACACAGAGAGCUUGUGCUGA